This is a messenger RNA of Tribolium castaneum (red flour beetle), 570 nucleotides long. RefSeq lists its product as uncharacterized. NCBI's taxonomy places the organism in Eukaryota, Metazoa, Arthropoda, Insecta, Coleoptera, Tenebrionidae. Gene Ontology annotation, biological process: endoplasmic reticulum to Golgi vesicle-mediated transport. The coding region runs from base 90 to 509 and encodes 139 amino acids. The transcript has 5 exons. The record is from RefSeq and is a predicted model, not a curated record. Gene Ontology annotation, cellular component: TRAPP complex; cytoplasm; nucleus.
CGUCUAGUGGUGGUGGGUUUGCCAUCUGGCCGACAGGGGGCACAGCCCACGACUUGAUCGCCGCGGUACGGCUGUGAACACUGCAAAACAUGGCGGUUUGUGUGGCAAUUGUUGGCAAAGAUAACUCUCCCAAAUAUUUUUGUUGUUUGAAUCCGGACGAGGAGUUAAGUUUUCAAUAUAAGGUUUUGUCGUCUUUGGAUGUGAUUGAGGAGAAGUUAAAUGCGGGGAAUAAGGGCACCAAUGAUUUGAGGGAAUUGUAUUUAGGGAUGCUUUAUUCCCUUGAGACGCAUAAAAUAUAUGGGUACGUCACGAAUACGAAAAUUAAGUUUGUUAUUGUUGUGGAUUCCACAAACAUGGCACUUAGGGAUAAUGAAAUUAGAUCAAUGUUUAGAAAAUUACACUCGGAAUAUGCUGAUAUCGUCUGUAAUCCGUUCUACAUUCCGGGAGAAUCGAUUUGUUCUAAAUCUUUUGAUGUCAGUGUUAAAAAUAUAAUGACAGGGACUGUGUAAUUUAUUAGUAACUUAGUUGGCAUAGCUGGUUUUGAAAUAAAAGUCGCAAUAUCGCUGAGAA